AUGAAGCUCUAUGCACUCUGCGCUUUCCUGAUCCUUGCUCUGGUGGCAGUCCAGGCCAAGCCUGGUCACCACAGAAACAAUGGCUUCGGAGGACCCGGUGGCUACCAACAGCCUUACUACGGAGGUGGUGGCCAAUCUCAGGCCACGGCCACCGCCAGCGCCAGCGCUAACGCCGGUAGCCAAGGAGGCUACCAAGGAGGUCCCGGAGGCUACGGUGGUCCAGGAGGCUACGGUGGUCCAGGAGGCUACGGUGGUCCAGGAGGCUACGGAGGAUACCGAGGAUAA
Molecule: messenger RNA, 285 nt
Organism: Drosophila rhopaloa
Lineage: Eukaryota; Metazoa; Arthropoda; Insecta; Diptera; Drosophilidae
Product: glycine-rich RNA-binding protein 3, mitochondrial
Exons: 1
Coding region: 1-285 (94 amino acids)
Source: RefSeq, a predicted model, not a curated record